This is a messenger RNA of Polychytrium aggregatum, 2315 nucleotides long. RefSeq lists its product as uncharacterized. The transcript is spliced from 2 exons. Lineage: Eukaryota; Fungi; Chytridiomycota; Chytridiomycetes; Polychytriales. The record is from RefSeq and is a predicted model, not a curated record. Gene Ontology annotation, molecular function: nucleic acid binding; methyltransferase activity. Bases 92 to 2110 code for a protein of 672 amino acids. Gene Ontology annotation, biological process: methylation.
ACCCGCGAUCGUUGUCUGGCCGCCCUCUGAUCGCCAUCGCCGCUGUUGUCUCAACCCCAUCAAAUCUCCCCUUGUCUGGUCUGCAGCCGCAAUGUCCAAGAAUCCCAUCGAUCUCUUUGGUCCUGCCGAUGGCCACGAUGCUCCCUCCGAGCCGGCCUAUCCGCCUUACGAGGACUGGAUCAUGACCAUGUUCCCCCAGCUCUCGGCCCAGGACAUUCCUCCCGAACUCUGGCCUGAGCUCUACCAGCAUCUGCUCAACCAGACCUUCACCGUCGGCGAGGCCCUCGCCCUGACCUUUGACGAAGACGCCGCUCGCGGAAGCCAGUAUGGCCUCGUCACCACCAAGGACAUCCCGGCCCUCGGUGCCAUCUACCUGUUGGAUCACAUCUGGUCCUUCCCAAGCGCCGAGAUCGCCUUCAGGCAGCUCACCGGCUCGGCACCCCUCCGUGAGCGAGUCGCCAGUCUCCUCGAGCUCGACCACGACUUUGUAUCCGAGUCUCCCGCCGCCAUCGUCGUUGAUGAGAUCCUCAAGUCUCUGUGGACCCUGACGGAUACCUAUACCGUCGGCAACGAUCAAGUCACCUUUGUCCUCGACGAGGUGGGCUCGAGGCUGCUUCCCGAGACCUCUGAGGAGCGCCAGGACCAGGGUCCGGCGUUCCAGUGCGCCAUCUUCUACGACGCCUUGGUCGACCAAGGAUACACCCUGCUGUGGCCCCGAAGAGCUGUUGUCGAAGGCCAAGUCGCCACCUGUGCCAACCUGAGCUUGUCCCGCCGCAAGAAGAUUGCUCUCCAGAAUGCUCUCUCAUGUAUGGACGCCUUCGACACCGAUAUCUCUGAGGACGAUGACGAGCCGGAGGCCACCGUCGUCGAGCUGAAAGAUACUGCCACCAAGCAGAUCCAGAAGCUCAGACAGGUCUUGAUCGAGAACGACUACACAGUGCAAGGCGUCGCCCGGCUCCUCAGGAUCAGUAUCGCCGACACCGCAGUCGGAUUCCCCGUCCAGAAUUUGAGCGACCCCAAGUUCAGCCUCAAGGCGGCCGAGACUCUGCCGAACACUCCCUUAGCCAAUCUCGUCCGGCUCUUCCUGCUCAACAUCCCGCUUCCGCUCUCGCACAUCGAGCUGCUUUUUGGACACGAGUUUGUCGAUCGGCUUGAUGUCCUUGGGCUCUUCUUCAGUAUCCCUGCAAGCCGAGCCAGUGCCAAGCUGCCUGAGACGCUGUACGCGGCGCUUGUCCAGCUCGCACCCGUUGCCCGCGAUACCGUUGUUGCCACGGAUCUCUUCCAGACUCUAUCAGCGGCAUGUGGCUUCGAUCCAGUCAUGUACAUUGGCGUGGAUACUCUGGGCUUGCUGAAUCUGAUCCCGAGAUCGCCGCGAGUGCCGAAGCUCUUGGAUCUAUGCACCGGCUCCGGAGUCCAAGGCAUUGUCGCUGCUCGCGAGUGUGCAGAUCACGUCUCGCUCGUCGAUCUAAACCCACGUGCGGCGCUCUUUGCUCGGUUCAAUGCGCAUCUGAACGAGGUGGCCGAUCGAUGUUCCGUCCAGGUUGGUGAUCUGUACGAAGAUCUGGACGAGGACCUCAAGUAUUCGUUCGACACCAUUCUCGCCAACCCGCCGUACAUCCCCAACGGAGGAUCGUCCCGAGGACUCGAGACAUACGGCGAUGGUGGUGCUGCCGGCGAGGAUUUGAUCGAGCGGAUCGUUGGCGAAUCCAAGCGCUAUUUGACCAGCUCUGGGCGAUUGUUCAUGGUCUCGAAUCUGGCGAACCCGGAGGCAUACGAGGCCAAGAUUGUGCGCUGGUGGGAUGCCGAAGAGCCCGCCGGCCUGGGCUGCGACAGCAUCGUCCUCUAUGGCAAGCUGUGGAGCGCCAUCGACUAUGCAAGCCUGAUCCUGAGCCGCGCAGCUUCAGAGGACGUCGUCGUUCAGUACGCCGAGGGUCUUGAACAGCACGGUGUGAAGGCCAUGACCAAUGGCUUUGUGGUACUCAAGCGAACCGGAGCCAGCACGGCCAACACAAAGACCCAGGUCAUGGCGGAUCAGAUCUGGCAAGAGGUUUCGGGUGGCACGGAACAGGGUUUGGCAGUCGCGGCCCGUGUUGGCGAGUUUCUCCGCUGAACGACUCUGGCCAUGUGCAGACGCUAUUAGAGCGUCGAAUGGGCUCGGCUCGAGCUCUGAUCCGAAACAAACACCACCGCCGUACAUUGCAGCGAUCCACACAUCGAGACAGGACGCCACAGCUCACGGAUGGCUUUUGAGCGCUGAACGAUGUGGAUCGGCGCUCACGCCCCCAAUAUAAUCCGCCCGUCGCAGCGAUCCAGUG